GCCAUUACACCACAUUAGACUGUAGGCUGCUGGUAAAGCGUACCAUUCACAUUUUCAGGCUAAGUUCUAAGGAACAGAUUUUUAAUCAAAGUCAAACAUGCGGUCCGUGGUUCUUCUGCUCCUCGGAGUUCAUCUCGCCAAUGCUGCGACCCAUUCCCUGCAAUAUUUCUACACGACUACCACAGGAAUCCCAAACUUUCCAAGGUUUGUAGAUGUGGGAAUGCUGAAUGGUGAAGUCAUCAGUAUGUAUGACAGUACAUCACAGAGAAAGAUCCCCAAACAGAAGUGGAUGGCUGAGAAUUUGGACCAGCAAUACUGGGAUAGUGGGACUGAGAACAUUAAGGGUACAGAGCAAGCUUUCAUGAACAAUAUCCAGGUGGCCAUGAUUCGCUUCAAUCAAACGGCAGGUGUGCACACAGUCCAGCUGAUGUACGGCUGUGAGUUUGAUGAUCAGACUGGAGAAACAAAUGGGUUUCGUCAGUAUGGUUAUGAUGGAGAGGACUUUCUGUUUCUGGAUCUGAAGGAGAUGAGAUGGAUUUCUCCAGUGAAGCAAGGAGCCCUCACUGUAGAUAAGUUGAACAAGGACAAAGCUGUUCUUGAGGGUCACAGAAAUUACUUCAGCACCGUGUGCAUCGAGUGGUUGAAGAAGUAUCUGGAGUAUGGAAAGAGCAGCCUGAAGAAAACAGUCUCUCCUCAGGUGUCUGUGCUGAAGAGGUCUUCUUCAUCUCAAGCUGUGUGUCAAGCUACAGGAUUUCACCCCAAAGAUGUAACAAUCUCCUGGAUGAAGAAUGACCAGGAGCAUCAUGAGGAUGUGGAGGUUGGACAACCUCUUCCUAAUGAGGACGGGACCUUUCAGAAGACCAGCACCAUCACAGUUACAGCUGAAGAGCUGAAGAAGAACCAGUUCAGUUGUGUGGUGGAGCACCAGGGUGAAACCUUCAGAGAGAUCCUGAAAGACGGUUCUCCUCCCAUCGGCAUUAUUGUUGGUGUUGUUGUGGCUGUGAUUCUGUUGGCUGUCAUCGGUGUCGUUGUGUUUAAAGUGUAUCAGAAAAAGAAAGGCUUCAAACCUGUCAAUGCCUCUGAUAAUGGUUCAAACAGCUCGGCUCGUACAGAUCCACAAGCAUAGAGAUGGGACUAGAAGUGUUGCAGAGAUAACGUCGAAAAUAAGAUGCUUAUCCUGCUGUCCAUCUUGCUUUCAGCACUGAACACAAACACUCAUACACACGCAGGAUCAUAUAUUUCUGAAAUAAGAUCCAUCUGUAUGUCUUAUUAAUUGGCAAUAAUUGAAAUAUUAAAAUGUUUUGCUUCUUCACACUUUUCUGUUCAUAUUUUUUUUUAUCUUAAUUUUAUGAGCUUGUUAAUUUAAGCUGUAGAAAUAUGAGGCAUUGAUCUAAGAAAUCUAAAUGGAAAAUGUAUGUAUUUCUCUUCAGUGACAAAAAAAGAAAGAAAGAAUACAAAUGAUUGAUUUGCAAGAUUGAUCUGUAGGUUUGUGAUAUCAGUACUAACACUGAAAAAGGUUAAAUGUGGUGAACCUGGGUGCAACAGCCUUUUCCAGCCGAAGAAGAUUCAUCUCUACAUUUAAAUGUUGUUUCUCUAGAAAGGAUUUCUGUGAUCAAAUAGUUUAUUAUACUUUUAUUUGCUUUAAAAAGACUUUAAAAUGGUCUAGAUUGUAUGAAUUGUGGAAUUGGUCUAUUUCAUCAAUUAAAUCAAACAACCAAUAUGUAGGCUUCAUAUUUUAUUCCUUGUUUGGGAUUUUGGGCUUUUUUUCUGUUUGUUUAUGUCAUUAUUUUUGUUUUAAAUCAUUUAGAUAAGAAGUUGAACUAUACAGUGAUAACUGAUUCUUGUUAAACAAUUGUCAAUGAAUCUGAACAGUACAGUAAAAUAUAGACAAUUUUCUUUGAGGUUUCUGUGCUGAAGUAAGGCACAUAUGUUUAUUUGUAUAUUGGUUACCUUCCAAAAGUUGUAAUGUUGUUUUGAUUCCCUAAAAAUAAAUAAACCUCAUAAAAAAAGA
Molecule: messenger RNA, 2011 nt
Organism: Carassius auratus (goldfish)
Lineage: Eukaryota; Metazoa; Chordata; Actinopteri; Cypriniformes; Cyprinidae
Product: class I histocompatibility antigen, F10 alpha chain-like
Exons: 8
Coding region: 98-1126 (342 amino acids)
Biological process (GO): immune response
Cellular component (GO): external side of plasma membrane
Source: RefSeq, a predicted model, not a curated record